Molecule: messenger RNA, 524 nt
Organism: Pogona vitticeps (central bearded dragon)
Lineage: Eukaryota; Metazoa; Chordata; Lepidosauria; Squamata; Agamidae
Source: RefSeq, a predicted model, not a curated record
CUUGAUAUCAUUAACAACAUCUUUGUUAGUAACCUGGCCAACCCACCUUUGUGCAAGAAUCAUCCUCCAAUGGCAGGAGCCAUUUACUGGGCACGAUCCCUUUUCUACCGCAUCAAGCACACGAUCGUUCGGUUUCAAGAAGUGGAAGAACUGCUGGCCAGUGAGCGUGGAAAAGAGGUGAAACAAAAAUACCUUGAAGUGGCAAAGAGGAUGAAAGAGUAUGAGGAUAUGAAAUACGACCAGUGGAGAGAAAACACAGAAGACAGGCUUCCUGUCUUACUGAAAAAAACUCUCCUUGCCAAAGUUCAUCCCUCUGGAGCUAUUAUUCAGGCUAACUUGGAGACCACAGAGCAGAACCCGCGUUCCGAAGAGGUGGACGCCGGAGAGAAAAGCACGCAAUUCACGGUCAACUUUUCUCCCAAACUUCGAGAGAUCAUCAAUGAAACAAAAUACAUGGAGCACCUGGGGUUUCCUGUGCCUGAAAUAGGGAGGAAUGUGGCUCUACAGGAGGACAAAUUGCUCAG